UUUUUUUUUUUUUUUUUUUUUUUUUUUUUUUUUUUUGCCUACUGAUUUUUAACCAUUCAUGCGAAAUCGGACUUAAUAAAUCAAACCUGAAAUAAUUUCCUCAAAAUGGAAUUACGUUUAUUCUUCCCCAUGUUGUCCAUGCUCUCUUCUGGAAUCGUUCACACAGCAAUACCUGCGUCUUUGGGUGAAGGUGCAGGGAGUUCCAUAAUCGCGCGCCACCCACGAACCAAGCGAUGCUCGUGCGCAACUUUUCUGGAUAAAGAAUGUGUGUACUUUUGUCAUCUGGACAUAAUUUGGGUAAACACUCCAGAACGCACGGUAUCUUAUGGACUGGGCAACGCACCUCGCAAGAAGCGCUCAGUGGAGGGGUCUCGCGCUACAGAGAUCCCGCGCUGCAAGUGCACCGACAGCAGUGACAGCACGUGCUCUUUAUUCUGCCACACAGAUAAAGAAACUAGUCACAAGGCAGCGCAAGAAAAAGUGAUCUCUAGCGCCGGGGGCGAUGACCGUGCCGAAAACCAACACAAAUACAACCUGGCAACCAAGAUAUUGAGGGGUAAAAGGGCCCAUAUGAGAGCUCACACUUCAUUGGUGAGGACCACUGGACAAUCUGCUUCCUCCUUAAGAAAUUGCGGGUGAAGCCUCAUGAGACAUGAGCUUGGGCUGCUGAGAACAACGCCUCCUAGAGGUAGACACAGGGUCUUGCACUUCACCAAGCCUCUCUGAGCAAGGCACCAGUAGACCCUUCUUUAUGGUGAGAUCACAUGACACGCGUUCUCUGAGGUGUCAUGGGACCUUCUUGCAGAGGCCCUGCACUCAGAACUAGACUCCUGAGUCCAGAAAGCUGAUGCCUGCAUGGGUUGGUCUUUGUGAGCAUCAAGUGUUAGCAGGAAAACCAUCACCUCUUGAGGAAGACAGGGAAGCAAAAAUAUGGACCCUGAACACUCAGAAGAGUUCCAGGUGUGAUAUCAGCCAACUGAUGAGUUCAAGCUCAUUUUCACUGCUUGCAGGACAAAUGGCUUUGUACACUCUCAUGUUCCUGAACUGGAACUCUAGCAGGGACACGCAAGAGCUGCAUCUGUCCACAGUCAACUCAGAAGUCUCUUCAGUAAUUUACACAAGUAUUGCAUGUUACAUGAUGGAUGUAAUGUGCUGUUAUGACUGAAAUCAGUGGCAGGUGCUGGAUGUGAUAGUCUGUACUCAUUAAAAACCCAGACAGUAUAUUUGCUUUUCAGUAAUACUGGAUCUUUUCUUGUCAUCUCUGACCUGUUCACUUUUCAUUACAUGCUGUAUGAUGAUAUUGCUCUGUAGCUGUAAUCAAUGCAAAUGGUUAUUUAUUUAAGCAUUUUUGGUAAAUAAUGCAUUAUCAAGCCAUAUUGGCCUAACUGAACAUCAUUAUAUUUCUAUGAAAUGAUAUGUCUUAGCCACACUUGUGGUCUGCAUUGUAGGAAAUAAAUAAGCUUAUUUAAAUGUCAUUUACCUUGUUCCUCUCUUAUUCUGGGUUGCUCAUAUUUAGUAAGUCAACAGUAGUACAGAGAAA
Molecule: messenger RNA, 1540 nt
Organism: Electrophorus electricus (electric eel)
Lineage: Eukaryota; Metazoa; Chordata; Actinopteri; Gymnotiformes; Gymnotidae
Gene: edn1
Product: endothelin 1
Biological process (GO): intracellular calcium ion homeostasis; regulation of systemic arterial blood pressure by endothelin; vein smooth muscle contraction
Cellular component (GO): extracellular region
Molecular function (GO): endothelin B receptor binding; endothelin A receptor binding; hormone activity
Source: RefSeq, a predicted model, not a curated record